AACGCGGCACUGGUGCUCCUCGUCGACGCGCACGGCGACGCUCCCAACUCUUCUUCCAAACCACCAUGACCCACCUAGCGACUUCAAAACCUGGAUACUACGGCAAGGGCUCAGCGAUUGUCGCCGAGCCAGCGCGACCAGGCGAGGGUCCCGUUCGCCGUUUCGCUCCGACAGCAGACCGCUUGAUUACCCAACCCAAGGAGGGGGUUGAGACCGUCUAUGACGUUCUCACAUCCGCGGUGGCGGAGCACGGCGACCGCAAAGCACUCGGGUACCGCGACAUCCUCAAGAUUCACGAGGAGGAGAAGGAGAUCACGAAAGUCAUUGGGGGGAAGGAAGUGAAGGAGAAGAAGAUUUGGAAGUACUUCGAGCUCAGCGACUACAAGUUCCUUUCCUACAAGGAGGUCUUCGUCGCUGUCUCGGAAGUCUCCCGUGGCCUGGUUGACCUGGGCAUCACCAAGGACGACAUCUUCAACGUGUACUCGCAAACAUGUAUCAACUGGCAGCUCAUCGCGCACGGAUGCUCGUCCAUCUCUACGACCAUCGCCACCGCGUACGACUCCCUCGGCGAGGAGGGACUGACGCAUUCGCUCAACGAGCCCGGUUGCGUGGGCAUCUUUACGAACGCGGAUCUCUUGCCUACGGUGCUGCACGUGUUGCCGAAUACCCCCACCGUACGCGUCAUCAUCUAUGACGAGAAGCCCUCCGCGGACCUCCUCGACAAGCUGCGCGGCGUCCGCGAGGGGCUUACAGUCCUCUCCAUCGACGAGCUCCGCGAGCGUGGGCGGACGAAGUCCGAGGACACGCUUGACGGAAGGAAGCCGACGAAGGACACGAUGAUGUGCAUCAUGUACACUUCUGGCAGCACCGGUGCGCCGAAGGGUGUGUGUCUGACGCACUCCAACCUCGUCGCUUCCGUCGGUGCCGUCUACGUGCACCUGGGGCACCAUCUGACGAAGGAGGACAGCUUCCUCGCGUACCUCCCGCUUGCGCACAUCCUCGAGUACAUCGUCGAGAUGACGAUGUUCUACGUCGGGAUGCCCUCCGGCUACGGUCGCGUCAAGACGCUGACCGACGCGUCCGUGCGCAACUGCCAGGGUGACAUGACCGCCUUCCGCCCCAGCAUCAUGAUUGGUGUGCCCGCCGUGUGGGAGACCAUCCGCAAGGGCAUUCUUUCGAAGGUCAACAAGAGCGGUACCAUCAAGAAGAGCGUCUUCAACGGGGCCAUGACCGUCAAGAAGAACAACGUCCCGGGUCUGGCCCAAAUCGCUGACUCCGUCGUUCUCAAGAGCGUGCGGGAAGCAACGGGUGGUCGCCUGCGUGUCGCUCUCAGCGGUGCCUCUUCGCUCAGCCGAGAGACGCAGGAGUUCUUGAACGUCGCAUUGGUGACGCUACUCCAGGGUUACGGUAUGACCGAGUCCUGCGGCAUGUGCGCGAUUCUGCCGCCAGAGCUCAUGCAGUACGGUGUCGUUGGUAUCCCCGUUCCGUCUAUCGAGAUCAAGAUGCUCGACGUGCCAGAGGCUGGCUACAAUGCGAACGGCGACCCGCCACAGGGCGAGAUCUGCAUUCGCGGCCCUUCGGUGACGAAGGGCUACUACAAGCGCCCCGACCUCAACGAGGACCCGAACGUCUUCACCGCCGACGGCUGGUUCCGCACGGGCGACGUCGGCCGGUGGAACAAGGACGGCACGCUCUCGAUCAUCGACCGCGUCAAGAACCUCGUCAAGCUGCAGAACGGCGAGUACAUCGCGCUCGAGCGGCUCGAGUCCGUGUACAAGGCGUGCAACCUCGUGCACAACAUCUGCGUGUACGGCUCGUCGGACCUGAAGCAGCCGCUCGCGAUCAUCAUCCCGAACGAGGCGCACCUGCGGCACACGCUGGAGGAGCAGGGCUCUAGCGAGGCGAAGGCGGAGCUGCCGGUGCUGUGCCACAGCGCGAAGGUGCGCGCGCUGGUGCUGAAGGAGUGCAACGCGGUGGGGAAGAAGAACGGGUUCAAGACGAUGGAGCUGCUGCAGGCCGUCGUGCUCACGCCGGACGAGUGGACGCCGGAGAGCGGGCUCGUGACCGCAGCGCAGAAGAUCCAGCGGUCGAAGAUUGGGAAGGCGUUCGAGAAGGAGAUCAAGGAGAUCACGGACGGGCAGCGAUAGGGCGCUCGGCAGCGCUAGUGUGGCGGCGCGUUGACGACCACUGUAUGGCUUGCUCGUAGGAUACCAUCUUCGACGGAUUGAACUCUUUAUCUAUUCUCUUCUCGUGCUGUGGCGUGAUGUACUCAGUAGUACGGCUCAGUGUAUGGCGGCUCAGCUUAUCAACCGCAUUUUUGUAUCGCGUUGAAGCUCACAAGGUCGCAGAGGGGGGUGGGGUCCAGGACGUGCGGACACUGUUCAGCCUACCAUUGGGCAGAACUCUCGUCAGCGCCCAUGGGCUGUGGGUUGCUUAUGCGCCGCUUGAUCUGCCCAUCGAGCAAUACGGCUGGAUGUGCAUGGCUAGGUACAGGUCUGAGGUGACAGGUCAACGACCAGCGAAUGUCACAGUUGAACUUUCUGUGACUCGGCGUCGCCCAACCAAUUCCUUCGUCCAAUCCAUCCUUGUGCCAUAAUGCUGCCCGU
Messenger RNA from Schizophyllum commune H4-8, 2606 nucleotides. Its product is annotated as acetyl-CoA synthetase-like protein. The transcript has 3 exons. The coding region runs from base 66 to 2147 and encodes 693 amino acids. Gene Ontology annotation, biological process: long-chain fatty-acyl-CoA metabolic process; long-chain fatty acid metabolic process. Lineage: Eukaryota; Fungi; Basidiomycota; Agaricomycetes; Agaricales; Schizophyllaceae. Gene Ontology annotation, molecular function: long-chain fatty acid-CoA ligase activity. The record is from RefSeq and is a predicted model, not a curated record. Gene Ontology annotation, cellular component: lipid droplet; plasma membrane; endoplasmic reticulum.